Molecule: messenger RNA, 774 nt
Organism: Amoebophrya sp. A25
Lineage: Eukaryota; Dinophyceae; Syndiniales; Amoebophryaceae
Source: the annotation of a GenBank genome assembly
CAUGCGUUGCGGACUAGAGGAGUCGAUUCGUCGUUCGCCCCCAAGGCGUUGGUCGAACUCGGUACCAGUCAUAUCAGGUACUCCGAAAACAAGUAGCAGAAGCGGAGAUCCCGGCGCAGGAAGCGAACACGAGGUACUUGCAAGUGCGGAUUAUGUUCUCUACUUAGUCUCCACGACAUUGUUUUUGCUCUUUUUUUGGAUUUUGCACCGUGAACUAUUUGACGUGUCCUUCUCCUAUGGAUCGUUGAAUUGAUACAGGUUGCUACAAUAAAGUAAGUGGAAAAACCUUCGGACACUAAUAGUCUCACUUUCACCGGUGACGGCUGUGUCUGAAGACCUGUCUGCUUAUACAAAGAUCAUACCUGGGACGACGGCUAGCAACAUGGUUCUUCGUAUUCUUAGCAGAUGUCAUACUUUCAUCGGCUUUAUUUGCAAGAAGUUGCAAUCGUGGUCAGAUCACUCAGGUUCAAAAGCCUCAGACCGAGCCACUGCAGGAUGACGAGUUGCGAAUGGUUGUCAGGGCAGCUGUGGAACGCGAUGAGCUUAACCUUUUGUUGCAGGGAGUUUCCGGGAAUCAGAAAGUGUUUGAGAAAGUUUGCGAGCUGGUCGCGCAGGAGGUGAAACCGUGACCAUAGAAAAUUUUUCUGUUCGAAUAUGCUGAUCGGCGUAGAUUCAUGUAGAAAUAGUUUUCAUAUCGUUGCAUAUCUAAUUUAUAUGUAAGCAUCAUGUCAUAAUUAAAGCAAGCAGCCGCGGACCAUAAACCUUGAACCUUGU